Molecule: messenger RNA, 14307 nt
Organism: Lymnaea stagnalis (great pond snail)
Lineage: Eukaryota; Metazoa; Mollusca; Gastropoda; Lymnaeidae
Source: the annotation of a GenBank genome assembly
CAAAGCCAUGGUAUUUUUCAUGAUUCAAACAUUGUAGAAAAUUUUACAAGCAGCCGGAAGUGAGUACAAUGCGUUCAUUUCUAGAAUAUUAUAGAGAAACAGGCUAUACCGAUAUAUAAAGCCGAGGGGUUUAAGGACAGAUAAGCAGAGGCUAGCAUUUAUCACGAGAUAUUUUUACUUUAAGGGCCGACAGGCGAUAGUUAUUUUUAGAGUGGGGUAAUCUUUCUAGAGUUUUUUAUUUUUAUUUUUACUUAUAUGUGUGAAUUCCUAUUCAUCUUUGUACCUUCGCACAUUGUAUUAUUAUCAACUGUGUACCGGUACAAGCAAAACAAUAUACUUUAAUAAGACACGAACCAAUUGUGUCAAUAUAACAAUAAAAGUUACGCUUUAAUAAUCAUUAUACAUUAUACACAAGUAAACGUUUCGGCACAUGCCUUCAUCAGUACAAAUAAACAAAACACAUUUAAAUAAGUAUAAAUUAAAUUUACAUAAUAUAAAUAUACAUAUCCUACCUAAAACAUAAAAAAAAUAGGAGAGGGCGCUAAAACCAGACAAAAACAAAGGAAAGAGGAGUAGAAAGGAAGUGAUUUUAAUAUAAUUGUAAAAACCAAAUAAGAAAAAACAAUGUAAGUUAAUGAUUUUAAUUAUAUUUCUUUUAUUUUGUAAUUUAUUGGUAACUUAAUAAAUUUUAUUAAUUGUAGUUAGAACUGUUUUGAGUGUCGUAUUUCUUUUGCUAUUGUCUAUUGUAUCUCCCAUGCCCAUAUACCAUAUGGCAUAUGGCAUGGGCAUAUGGUAUCGUCUUUUGUUAUUCACUGUUUUGAACGAGCCAUAGACUUUAAAAAAAAAAAAAAAAAAAAGAUUUAUUUCUCCCUAUUGACAGCAGAACUUAACAACGUACAUACCCAUAACGCGACGCCUAUAAUAAUAUUUGAUUUACUUUUCGUUGACUACCAAGUUGCGUUAUUGAAUUUUACUUCUCUUUUAGUUUGUUGUUAUUGUUUUAAAAAGUUUCAGUUUUAUUUAUUGUCAUUUAGGCUAAUAUAUUCGCAGUAAUAGUCUUAGAAUUUAAUUUUUUUAAAGUUCAUUGAGUGAGCGUCAUGAUCAUUUAAUGCUUUAAUAUUAAUUAACUAAUUUACAAUGAUUUUUUUUUUCAAGCAAGAUCAUCCUAAAUAAAUUAAAGAUUUUAUUUUCGUUGAAAUUAUUUCCCCGCAGACAAAAAAAACAACAACACAUUUGGUAAAAUGGGAUCAUUUAUUAUUUGAAAAAAUAAUUAUACUUCUGUGUUGUCUUUUAUAUAUAUGAACAUUUUUUUAAAAAAUAUAUAAUUUUAAAAUUGACCAUAAACCAACAUAUUUAGAAUGGGUUGGCGUAUUUAGUUAAAAUAUUUUUAUUUGAAAUUGUCAAAUUGAUAUUUUUAAAUAAAAUAAAUCAUUCAUUUAAAUUUUAAUAAAAAUCCCUCAGUUCAUCUUAAUUAAUGAACAACCCCGUCUCUAAGUGAAUUGUUUUAUUUAAAAAUGGCUGAUGUUUUCAUGUGAUAAAAAUUAAAGCUACCAAUUUAGCUAUUAGUAAACAAGUAUUAUGUUGUGCUUUAUUUUGCAAGAAAGUUGAGUUGCCCAGAAAAAUUCUACUUGUAAAAAUUAACGUAACCUAUGGAAAUGGAACUCACAACUAAGAAACAAUCAGGAAAACUUACCAUUCACGACAAGGAUGUUGUUGACCAUGUUAUACUUGAUAGUCAAAAAGCAAAGUCUGAGUUUGAAUUACAGGUAUCUGAUGAAAUAUUAUUUGUAUUAGCCUAAUAGCAGGAAUAAUUCAGUAUAUAUAUGGGCUGGACAUUUCUUAAGUCUUCUAAUUAGAAAAGGGGAGUCAAUUUAGUAUAUUAAAAUUAGAAGUAUUAGAAGCAUUAUUAACUGAAACUGAAAGUUAAAACUGAAGUGUGUGAUUCAAUGUGAAAUUAAUAAAAGUAAAUGCUUAGAUAAUACUUGGCAUGAAAUUUUACAUACUGAAAUAGGCAUAGGUGAAAACAAGUUAGUAUGUGAAUAUAGGGGUAAUUUUAUUUAUUUUAUCAAAAUCAUGUUUAAUAGGCCUAUAUUUUAUAUUAUACAGUGUUUUUACCAUUAAUUAAGCAGUAGAUUUAAGAGUGUCAAAUACUGGUUUAGGUAAAAACUCAGUCAACUGCUCAGAAAAUACAAUUAUUAAAAUGUAGGCCCUAAUUUGAAAUAAAUAAAAAUAAUUACAUUUAAAUUAGAUAGGGCCUACUAACCAUAAUGUAAUCUUUUAAAUUUCAGAAAUCAAAGCAACCAACCAAAAUGUCUGAUUCAGUUAUUUCAUCACUUCCCAAAACACCAUCAACAAUUAGUGUAACUAAACUUCCCCUUAACAAAUCAGCAAAUGCACAGAACUGGUUGGAUAAAGAGACAAUUAAAGAGCUGCAGGUAAUGGUCAAUACAUUUGAUUUAUGAUUAUGUGAGUCAAAAUAAAGCAGAAAAUGUGUCUGCUUUAAGUGUAAGAUUUGUAGUUCUUAAACACAUGAUUUUAAAAAAUAUUAUAAAUUAACUGUAUUCCCAUUUAGUACAAAAUCAAUAUUGUUUACCUAUUUGUAUUAUUUACAGGUAAAUAGAAAAGGGUUAUGCAGGUAUUUCUCAAAUGGGCAAUAUUACUUCACUGGGAGUGCUAGAGAUACCCUAGAGGCAGAAGAAACAAUAUGUAUUUAUUUUUAAGUUAAUUAAUUUUUGUUUGAAGUUCAGUAAGUGUGCAAAGAAGGCAAAAAAAGUGUAACAAGAAAGGUCCUGAAAUAUUUUUUCAGUUGAAUGAACCAUAGUGAUUGCAUCACUUGAAAUGUGUUUGUAACUGAAGUAGCUAAAUACCAUUACUUGGUUUCUAAAACAGGACACCAAAGUAUUUUUGUAUUUGAUUUUUAAACAGAACUAGGGCAGAAUUAUUGAAUUUUUUACAAUGAUUUAAUGGUGAUAGAAAAGUGUAGGAUCUAACCCCUAAUGAAACAGCUUUCCAGCAAGUUCCAAGGAAAAUGGGUUUGGACAACCAUAUUAUAAAUGCUCCAAGGAGUAAAUUAACUCUAAAUUAUUAAUUUUUUUUUAAUUUAUAAAACUGAAAUAGUAAUAAAACAUUAAAUUUUAUUAUAUUUUCUAACAUAUUUGUAAAUCUGAUUAUGAUAAUUUAUUAAAGAAAUAAUUCACCAGAAUACUUAGAAAAUAUUUGAUCACUUGCUCAAGUAUGAUAUUUUAGCCCUCAAAAGAUGUCUUUUAAAUAUGAUAUUAAUUCUGGCUCAGGUGUGUAUUAUUUUUAAAAAAAGAAGAUUCCUUAUAAGAAAAGAAGAGUUAAUAAAUUCCAAUUUAACAUGGUACUUACUAAUCAAAGUAUUAUAAAUUACAAAUACAAAUUUAAUUUUUUUUUAAAUGUGUAAUGUAAUAUUAAAUCUUGUAAAUAAAUCCCCAUAUUUGCAGGAGGCUUGUCUCAACCUACUAAUUAAUUCCCAGUGUUGUAUAGAAGAUUUUUGGUUGUGGUUAUAAUAUUUUUAAUAAUUUUUUUAAUUAAAUUCAGUGUCAUCAUACAUUUUUGGUUUAACAAACUGUCUGUAAACAGAUUAUUGAGGAAAUAUAAGGAUGUUGCCGACAAAUUUAGAAUCCAGCCUUGAUAACUUGAAAGCAGCAGAUCAGGCACACUAUUCUCAUUAUGUUUUUAAAAGUAUUAGAAUAUUAAUUGCUUUUAAUUACUACCAGUAUUAACUAUUGGAAAUAAAUGUUUAUGUUUUGUUUAUUUUAAUAAUAGCCUUUAAACUUCAGUUUACCUUAAGUUUAAAAUGUUGAAAUAAUGAUUAUAAAUUAUAUAGAUUGGAGUAGAUUUCCAGUGGAGUGAGGGAUAAAAAAAGAAGUUUUUGAAUGGCCAGAAAUGGAAGUAAAAUGAACAUGAGAUUGCAUAAUUUACUAUAAUGCAUAAAUAAAAUAAAAAUAACAUCUUUCCAGGAAAGAACAGAUCAGGAAACUCUUUCUGCAAAAAAAUUGUAUUCAUCACUCUUGGAAACAGAGCAAACUUUUGUCAAGGUGAUUACAGUAUCUAACAUUUCAUUUUUUAAAAUUAUUAAGUUACUGGUACUGUCAUAGUAAAUUACAAAGUAAAGUAAGCCCACAUAUUAAUAUAAACAGGUUAUGGAAAUUAAAUAGCAUGGUAAAUGCAUUAGACCGGUAUAUCAUAAAUGUUAUUAAAAAAAAUUCUCUUUAUUCCCUUCAACAACUCGUCCCUGUCCGCAUAUCACUACAUUUGUUUUGUGAACAUAAAUCAUCAAGUUGAUGUCUAUUAGUAAUUAUAAUAGAUUAAAACUUUAAUCAAUGACUUCCUCAUAUCAGAUUAACCAAGAUUAAAUCCUUGAAAUGAAAAAAAUUAACAUUGCUUUCUUUGUUAUUUGCUCUCAAUUUCAAACUUGGUGUGUGUUCACAUCUUUAGUAAAUACAAUUUUGAUGCUUAUGUUUCAGACUAUAUUAUUGUUGGAAUGUUCAAGAUUAACCACCAUUGUUUUCUUCACUACCUCCAACCUCAAGUCCUUAGAUGUUAGCUACUUUCAGCCAGUGAAGAUGAAAUAUAAUUAUUUAAAACCUCUUACUCUUAUGAAAUAUAUUUCUUCAAAUUUUAACAAAAAGUUUUGAUCACUCAGAAACUGGAUGACCUUCUGACCCACAAAGAACUUGUUGACCUUCGAAGGAAAGAACUGCUUUAUUUAAAAUGGUCAGAGCAAGUGUUUGAACCUAUAAGAAAAAAGAUUGUCGAAGCCGUUGAUGGUUCUGAUUGGCUGCAUCUUGACCGUCGUAAACGUGAAAUGCACAGACAGUUUUUGGAACAUGUCAAUAAAAGAGUUCGUAAAUAAAUCUUUUAUAUGCCUGCAGUAAUGCAAGUCUGAAUAAUUUCAUUUUAAAAUUAUAACCUUUGAUUUCAUUUUUAAGGUCUUGAAUUUCAAAUUUGAUUAGUAUAAUUUUUUUCCUAAGCCAAAAAUAUUAUUUAAUCCAUAUUUUACAGUGAUCAAAUAUUAAGCUAUUAUAAAAAAUCUUUAUUUUAACAUCCCUAUGCUCUAACUAUACAUAAAAUAGUUCAAAUUUUCUCAAAGUUUUAUAUGAACAAGAACCUUAAAGAUUUAAAAUUCAACAAGCUUGCAUAUUGAUCUAACUUAUUGACUUGUCUUUAGGGCUAUGUGUUUCUAGAGGAUGAUGAUAGAGAACAAUACUAUGGGCAGGCUUUAAAUGACCAUCGUCCAGCACCAAUAAAGGUAAAUUAAAAUAUUAUUUAUUUUGUAUCAAAUCCCAUUAAUUAAAUGUAAACAUAAAGAAAAUAAAGGUGUAAUUAAUACCAAUGUUAAAUGCUAAAAGCAAAUUAUUUUCCAAUACAAGGAUAAUUUUUUAAAUAAUUGAAAUGCAAAUCAAAUUAAAGGACAUUCAAUUUUUUUCCAUUAAUAUAGUUAGAUGAAUAUUUAAUGCUAUUAGAGGCUUUUAUUCUGAUGUGAUUCAGAUCAAAGAUGCAUUUAAUAAUUAUUUUAAAAAUGUUCUCAUGUACCCUAGAUUACAACAGAGGUUCUUAAAGAUCCUCUCCUAACUUUAAGUCGGAAGCGUGCAGAGGAAGAGCGCACCAUUUUACAAUGUUCAACAGGCUAUAAAUACUCUGAUAAAGAUGUAGAAACAGUAAGACUUCAAUAUUUUUUCAACACAGUGUAUGUUUUAUUAAGUUAAGUAAUAUUUUAACAUAUCCUGUUUAGUCAUAACUCUUGAUAGCUAAUCUAAUUAUAAAAAAGUACUUAAAUAAUAUUUACUAUGGUUACAUUGUACAGAAAAAAUAGUAAGACUUAUCUUAAAAAACUCUUUUUUGUAAUGUGUUCUGAAGGUUAAACUUCCACCACUUCCACUUAUUCCCCUGGGCCGACAUGGUGUAGAUAGCCGCAAAUGGCUCCAAAUGCCUCUAACCAAUAUUGAAAGUGAAUCUCGCAUGAGAAGCAGGUGAGCUAGUCUAAUCAAUUAAUGUUCUCAUAUCUGCUGAUUCGGAAUGGUUUAUUUUUUUCCCAUACCCCUUGAUUAGACUUUUUAUUUAUGACACACCCCCACUCCCACAUUUGAAAUAUAGCUCCUCAUUAAUGGACGGGUGUAAAAAAACUUUCCUGCCAUUUUUCCACAAUUGUUGAUAUAAUUUUUGCAUACCGGUAUCCCCAUUCUGUCUGUCAUGUACCCCCAGGUACACAUAUCACAGGUUUGGAACUACUGUACUUAAGCAUUGGUUAUAUUUUAUUCUUAGUUGGUUGAUGCAGAAGUAAAAUUUUGUUAUCAUACAAUAGUUACAAAAGAAAUGAAAAUGUGGCAGGAAUUUUUAUUAAUAUAACUUCCACCUUCAAGUAAAAGGUCCACCACCAUCAAGUAAAAGGUAAAAUCUUGACUUUGAGACCAGCUUUAGUUUUCGUUGUUAAAAAAAUGUUUAAGCUUUUUAGAACUAAUUAUACUAAUGGAUAAAUAGCAAUUUUUUAUCAGGCAUCCAUUAAUUUUUCUAUUUUUAAAAAAAAAUAAGUGAGAAUUUUCUGUACCCUCACACAGGGAGAGCAAUGCUGGAUCAGUUGAAGGUUCUUUUAAUGCAUUUUAUUUUCUUUUUUUUUUUUUUUUUUUGGGAAUUAUUUUUAUUUUUUCUUUUUUUUUGGUUUCAAAUUUUUCUAUUAUUUUGAUUAGUUGAAGGUUUUUUUUAUUUAUUUUAUUUUUUUUUUUUUUUUUUUGUGUUGAGAAUUAUUUUUAUUGUAUCAUAUUUUUAGGUAUCAAAUUUUUCUAUUACAGAGUUCUUAUUAGGCCUUUAUUAAAAAUGUUGUAAUUAAUUCUAAUUUUAAUUCAUUUUUAAAUUUUGUAAGAAACAUGCUACCUCCCAUCUUUGGCUCUAGAUUUAAGAAAAAAGAGGUUAACACAGCUAACUUUAAACAUGCUGAAGGUAAACUUUCAUUACAUGUAUUGGACAUGUUUGCAUGAUUUCAUCAUCUACUAGUGCAUGAUCACUGUUAUGCAUCAAAUCACCUUCUUUGUUAGACAUAUAUAUAAGUAUAAAAGUAUACCAUACUGGUAUUUCAAUUGCAAUAGUCAACUAACUUAAUCAUUUUAUCAAAGUAUAGAUAUAUUAUUUCCAAAGAAGGAUCGCUGAAAAUGUUUACCUUAAAUUCAAAUUCUACUAAAAGUUGUUAUCUGUGACUGUGAUCAUAAAUAGUCCAAAUCACAAGGAUUGAUUCGUGUAUUUUAUUACUUACUAACUUUUAUAUUACUGUGGACCAAUUUAGCUAAGUUUUAUAAUUGUAUGGUCUGACCCUCAUAGUUUGUUGUAUUACACAAGAAAGUAAUUCCUGCAAAUUUUCAGUCAAAUUCAAUCAUAUUUAAAGGUAGCACAGGUAAGUUAAAUUUGGUUAUUAUCGUCUAUAUGCUGUUACGCUAAAAUGAGUGAAAAAAGGUCUUAACUUAAAUGAAAAAUUGUGGUUUUUAUUGGCACAAUAUGCAUAGUGUGCAAGUUUUUUCAUGUUAAUAUUGCACAAUAAAAUUAUUUCUGUAUUUGCUUGGUUCAUCAUAUUAACUCAUUCAGGAUGUAUCGCCAUACCGGGCACCACAGUAACUUUGGAUGAAUAUGUAUUGUUGCAGCCUGCAACAUUGACAGUUUGUUUCAUUUUCUUAAUAUUCUUAUCGACUACCGAGUACCGGUCAUUGUUUCAGAUGUGGGAAUAAAUAAGCUUCUCAAGUUGCAAUUCAGAAGUGGAGCGUCCCAAGCGUUUGCUGUUGCUCAAUUAUAGGAAGAGUGGGGGACCAAGGAUAAAGAUAAUGAAUGUGCUUUGAUACAACUUCAAGCAACACAGGUCAUAAGAGUGGAGUCUGCAUAUUUUUAGAAUAAAAGUUGGAAAAGGACCUUCUCUACUUGGCUUGCUGCCGCAAUAUUUAAGAAAUUGUCCUGGCAGGUGUCUUCGGUGAGAGAAUCGGAACUGCAAAUUCUGGCCCUGAUGUACCAGUAUUUCAUCUCUGGAAGCAAUCAUAGAGCAAAAUUGAUAAAUCCUGUUACAGUAUCAAAGUGGUGCUACUAAUGAAAUAGUUUUGUGCAGUUUAAAAGAUGACUAGGUGGAUAGUUUCAUGGAAUCUGCAAUAUGGAAACUUCAAAGCUAUGCAAACCAGAGAUAAUUACAAGGAAUUUCUCAAAUUAUCUAUUACGUUUGUUGGAGAAACUAUUUCAUGCGAAGUGCACUUUAUGACCCCUGGAGCUCUUUAUCAUGCAAGAUCGGUGGCUCCAGCAUUAUACACUUUUAAAGUAUGGGUGUUCCAUAAGCAUUUCAAACUCACUGCAGGAGAGGAUAAAGGAUUUCAAGAAAAAAAUCGUAUUAUUAGGGUCUAUAAAUUAAUUAUCAAGGCAUGGUUUACUGCCCCUUUAUGCAUUUCUAUUCCGAAUAAUGAUCUAAAGUUCCUUCAAAAACAUAGUGAAUAUGAAAAGGUAAAUGCUGCACCUUUAAAAGGUAUCUCAGUUAAGAGCUUGUGGAUUUGGCUUUUUUUAUUUUUUUUUUAUUUUUUACUUACAAAUCUCUGUCAUUGGAGUUAAAGAGGGCAAUGUUAAUUUAUUUUAAAGUAUAUUUAAGUAUAUGAAAGUGAAGGAAUGGGUGAAACUUCAAAGGUUAUUUAGCUUAAUUCCAAUAAAUCAAUUUUUAUAAUGAAAUAGAACAGUUUGUUACCAAAAAUCACUAUCAAUUUCUUCACCCAUUUGAACAUCCCAAUGAGCGAUCUAGAAUCUGAUCCUGAGACAUGGAAUCUCAGAGAUGAUUAUAAAAAAACUAGUGAGAUUUUUAAAACAUUGAGAGUGGUUAAUGAAAACGCAGAGAUAGGUGUGGCUCUCAUGCAGGAGAAUAACAGCAUUUUAACUAGGGAGGAGAAACAAAAACAAUACUUGCUACAAGUUGUACAAAAAGCCGGAGACACGAAUGAAUUCUGCUUGAGUUGUCUACUGUGCUCUUUUCUUUGUUAUAUUUUCAUUUCUAUUGUUGACUGAGGAAGGCUUUAUGCCGAAACGUCCUUGUUUUUUGUCCUGUUAUCUUAUUUCAAGCUUCCACAUACCUCGUUUCGCUAUUUCAUUCAUUUACAAGUUGUACAGGAGAGUUGUCCACUUUUACCUGACUGUAUGAAAACACAUACAUUGGCCUCAGAUGUCACUUUGGACAUAAGAUAGCCACUGAACGCUGUAUUACACAUGAUUUUCAUUCUAAAAGUAAAAGUGUAUGUUAAGUGUUUUGUUGUUUAUACCCAGAAUGCAAUAUGAAUUCUACUAUGCCUUAUUGGGUAAAUAUAUUUUGGACCUUGUUUUUUAUACACUCUGUUAAGUUAGGACUACAACACUGGCUACAUUUGUUUGUUACUUGAAUUAUUUUAUUUUAGGACAGGUUUAAUUAUCACAUAUCUUGGGUUACUAAUGUUUCUAUACAUUACAUAAUCAGUCACAAAUAUUCAUGAAUUUAAAAUUCUUUUAAAUGUGAUUCUGCAUUUUGAGAUUUAUAUUUUUACUUUGAUCAUUUCAACUCCUGACCACAUAUACCUUUGCUUUUACUAUUUCCGAAAAUUCAUUAGUGAAGUAAUAUUAUCUGUUGGCAUGGACUAAUUUAGUUAUGUUUUCCAUAUUAAUUUUUCUUAGGAAAAAAAUGUUCAAAAAAAAUAUGACACUGUCUCUAUGUUAACUGCUUAGGAUAGAUCUAAAAUCUGUUCAAUGUGAUGUUUUUUUUUUUAAAUUUAUGAUGCAAUCUAGCUUCUACCUUUAUUUAUGGUACACCAUAAAGAAAGUGAUGGAUUAUAUUAUGCUUUAGUCACAAUAGCAGACCAAAUUGACAAAUUUAUUCAAUAAUCCUGUUUCCAAAAAUAAUAUUUGCUUUGAACGUUGACAGGAAUCGAAUGCUGGGAAUCAACACAAAGUCCCUCAUUGACUUCAGUGCAUGGGCCCAAUCAGGAUUUGACCCAAAGGUAAUGGAAAAUAAUGACAAUGUUAACUUAUUAACUAGGAUAAGAAGCAUUUACAUAGUCAAUCUAAUUUAAUUUUUUUGUACCAGUUCAAAAUGAAUGAAACAUAAGUAAGUCUUUAGGAGCAAACUAGGUUUAAAGGGAAAUGCUUGGUUUUAACUAGUCCACAAUUAUCUACUGUCAGUGUUUUAAAAAACAAAAUGAAGUGAUAAUUAAUUAAAUAAAUGUUGUCACUUGACUGUUGAAAUCUCUGUUUAUUUUUGAAACAGAUUAACAGCAGGUAGUAGGUAAAAAUGAGGAAAAAGUGUCAAACAGAUUAUCUUGCUUUCCCUCUUGAAUUUUAAAUUAGCUUUAACUUUUGUUUUUAAAGCUUGUUGAGCAGGAGCUCCAGAUUCCCAGGAGGAGAACAUUUUUGGAGAAGCCACCAUUUGGUAAACCGCCAGUUGAGAUCCCGAAAACCUCAUUCAUUGACCCCGAAGAAUUUGCUGACAAAAUCAUCAACACAAACCCGUUCCCAACGCACAUGGCAAGGCUAAGAGCAGAGGCUGAAGAGAGGAGGGCUUACUUUGAGGACCAGUUGCAGCAGCAACAACAAUUUAUGGGAGAUGAACAUUUUAUGGAGCAGCCAUUUGGAUAUUUCACCGAUGUGCAAAUGCCGAAGUCAGCAGACCUACAGCUACAACCACUAGUUCUUGCAGUGCAAGAUUGAAAACUGGUGGAAUUUUUUGAAAUUUUCAUUACAUCAAUGGAAUUAGGUAGUAUGGGCUUUUAGAGAAGUUUUGAACUCUAAUCAUUCUUCAUUAUUUAAGCUGUCUAUUACAUAUUCUCUUUCAAGGUACUUAUGCCUCAGAAUUGCCUUUCUACAGUUGUACCCAAUCCUGUAAAUGACUUAUUGUGUACAUGCCCUGUUAAAGUGUUCCCAACAAUGGGUAUAUUCUGUUUUUUUUUUAUUGUAUAGAGGGAGCGCACCCCCUUCAAUUUUGAUAACUAUAUUUGAUUAGCUAACUGUAUAUCAGAGUGUCAUUAAGUAUUCAUUAAAACUGAGUAUUUUCAAGACUGAAAAUAUUAUGUACCAUAAAUGAAAAAAAAAAUUUUCCAUUUAUUUGGAACAAAAAAUUAAAAUAUUUUAUCUUCAAUUUAAGCUCAAUAGAUGGAGCCCAAAAAAAGUGUUCAUUCCAGUCUUUGUAGGCCUAACCCUUAUUGGUUUUCCAAAUUUACAUUUACUUUUACAUAAUAAUUUGCAUAGUUUUCCAAAAAACAAAUGAGUUAAACUUUUUAUUUGUGUAUGUCUUUAAUACACAAUCAUUAAUUUUAUCUUUAUUGCCACCUAGUUAAAAGCAUUAAAAUGGAUUAACCUACAUGGAAAACUAUAACUUUUGGAAGUCAUCAAAUAAAGACAACUAAAAAGACUUCUUCAAUUUUUUCCACCCAACUGAAUAAAAAAAUUAAAAAUUAAUAAAAACUUGUUGGGGUCCUUUUCCUUCGGCUAUUAGUAAUUAGGGUAUCAAGUAUGAGAAAAAUAAUCUGGUGGGCUGUAAUGAUAAAAAAAUUAUUUCUAUUUUAAUCAUUUCUGACAACUUUCUGUUUGUUCCAUUUGCUAGGCAUUAAGUUUAAGCUCUUAUCUUUAGGUAAACGACAAAAUAUAAGGCUGAUGUGUCAUUGGCUUGGAAUCAGGUAUUAGAUUCAUUAAUAAAUAAUAGCGAUACAAUUGAUGUAUUAACAGUUAAUUCUUACCAUGCGUGUCUCAUUAAAUACUUUAAAAAGCAAAGAAUUGAGAAAAUUGCGUAUGACUUUAUUCCAGUUUUGAAAUCUAUACAAAUAAAAUAGAAAUGAUAAAUUGAUAAUAAAUCAGCUAUUAAUAAUAUGUGAUACAACACUGAUACAAUAUACCGAUGCGUGACAGCACACACAAAUUAUGUACAGAACUUUCUGGUAUGCAUAGCACACUCUCCUCCAUGGAGGAUUGCUAUACCUUGUAACCAUUUAAAUGUUAUAAACUAGUAAUCACCAGACAUUCAAUUAAUGCAUGAAAUUAAGACUUGGACUUGGUGAGUAGAAACAAUUGACUUGAUUUUCCUAAUGCAGUCAAAGAUAGACAUCAACAUUUUCAAAGUCUUGUGUAAAUCAGUGGUUUCAUUGUUGUAGAAGUAACCGUUAAAUUAAAGCAUUAUCCCAUAUAGAAUUAAGCCACAAGUAAUAUGGUCAUGAAACCCAGGACCCCAAAAGUUAUGAUCCUAACCCCAUCUGUAUGAAAUACUAAUUUAUAAACAAAUCCACUGAUUUAUGAUACAUCUACUUCAAUUUCAACAUUUUAAAGAAUAUUUCAAUAGCAAUUAUUAAUUGUGGUAGAAUAUAAUGUGUAGCCUCCUAGCCACCCCAUCCCCUAUCCAUUGCAUUUAUAUCUUAUCAAUUAAAAUUAUUUCUAGACCAAAAAUUGCAAACAAACAAAACUAUAGUUUUCUUUUCCCACCUUUAAGCUCAGAUUGAUUUGACAAUAGUCUAAUAAGAUCAGCAAAUGUAUAAACAGUUGAGGCCCUAGUCUUAUUGGUGAAGUUUUGUAAACUCCUCUAUGGCCAAUUUAACUGUUUUUUUCUUGUAUCUGAUUGCAUUAGCACAAGGUCAAUAAAGAUUGGUGUUAUUCAGUUUUACUAACUCUGUAUCUGUCAAUGAUAUGUUACACAUUAAUGGUUGGUGAAAAUAUAUUCUUGAUGACUCACUUUCUCACUAAUAUUAAAUAUUGCAACAACUAAAAUGAUGCUGAUCACCAAGCAAUGAAAUGGUUUGCAAAUAUUGCUCUACACAUGUGUUAACAUACUAAGAUCUUAGUCUAUCACAUACAUAUAAAUUGACUAUGUAGCCUUGUUUCUCAAACUUUAGGCCCACCAAAAGACAUUUCCUAGAUUGUCUUUUGUGAGAGCGAAUCUGCAGAGCUAAUUUAUUUGUGAACAUGGUAAAUUUUAUCCUUCUUGUUUGAUAAACAUUUAUUAAAGAAAAGACAAUUAGAACUACCAAAUUCAGCUAGGUCACAACAUACAUCACAUUCCCUCUAACCCCAACAUGGUAGCAUUGAAGUGUUAAGACUAUUAUAAACUAACUAUGAUAAGAACAGUCAAUAACAAUGAGCAGAUGUUUGUGAUAACUCAUGUGUGUAGGCCACCAUCUUCAUUGCCUACACAUGGUGAAUCAUACAAGUAGAAUUAUGGUAAACGUUAUUCUAGAAACAUGGCUGCUUAAUUAAUACAUGAUAGAAAAAAAAAAACAUGAAAUAAUAAGCCAGGGUAUUCUACAGCAGAUGUGGGGACAGUUGGAAACUAACUUAAAAACAAAUGGGUUCUAGUGUUGAUGCAGAAAAAUUGUGUAUUUAUAUACAUAAACUUAUCAAAACUGCAAAGAGAGCAUUUACAAAAUAGCUAAUGCAGUAGCUCACAUGAUCACACAGACCCGAGUCACAUGAUCUGUUCAAAAGUAAACAAGAUUAUUCCAACAGAGACAUGGCCACAAUAACUAAGCUGUAUAAAUCUCCACUGAUUCAAACAUUGAAAGUGUAAAUAUUGCUGAUGAGAUGUUCAGCUUAUUGCAUACAAUCCCCAAUGUGUACUAAUAUAUCAAAUUUAAUCACAUGACAACCUAGGUACCACAGAGAGUAUUACAUUACUUAAACAUUGGAUUAAUAUACAAGCAGGCUGGUUACAAACUUCAUGAACAACUAAGAGAUAUAUUUAACCUCAUCUCCAUUAAGCUUGUGUCUGAUGCGUGAGCCGAGAGGGAAGCUCUUGCCCGACCCUGGUAAUGCCAUCAACAGUACAGACAAAGCCACGGAGAAUAUCACAGAAAACACUUGCACUUGAUAGCCCACAAUCUCUUUACAUACUCUGGUUCAACCCAACAUGUUUUUAAGAAAUGAAAAUGAAUAAUAAAAAGAAAAGCAAAGUAAGUUAAACAUACCAACCAAAAAAAACAAACAAGUGAAACAGGCAUGAUGUUUGGUUGUUUUUUGUUUUAUAUAACAUAAAUGUAUUCUGAUACAUGUUUUAUACAAAUCAUCAGAAGUUGUGUAAAAUGGUCUGUUUUUGAUCUUUAUGAAAUAAAUAACAUACGUUAACAGCUAAAACAUGAGUAAUCAGAAAUAUCAAAAACAGAGGAUAGAGAAUACUUAAAUACAACACAUGGCAUGUUAAUACAAAAGAGAGUUGCCGAGUAAUGAUGGAUGUAUAGUUAUAAUAAAUGUGUACGUCCAAACCCAAGUUGCCUUUGUCUUUUCCAUACAAUACAUGACAAAGAAACAUAAAAACUCAUUAAAAAAAUAAUUAAUGGA